AUCGUAAACCAUUUAAAAAUGAAUAAAAAGUCAGCAAGACUCUACUAUGUAUUUAGAACUUGGAAGAUUUCUCGACUUGACAAUUAACUUUGAUUUACUAGCUCAAGUUAAACUUAUUCUAGAGUUUCUCGCAUGUUCGAGUCGAGUUUCUAAACUAGUUAAAACCAUUUUUUUAUUACUUAAUUCAAAAUUACAGUAAGUAUAUACCUACAUACGGAAACAGAAAAGUAUCAAAAGUUGUUGGUCUCGGUAUAUAAGGUCCUUUCAUACGUUGAAAGAAAAUUGAAUUCGUUGUAGCGUUUAAUAGCAGUUCAAUCCAUAGCUUCUUGUUUAGUAUAAAAAGGGACGCCCGAGCUUUCAAAGCAUCAGUACAGUAGCAACCUUCUACAGUUCACAUUCAGGGAAAAUAAAAUACAAUCUCAUCCAAGUACUAGUGACUAUGAAUAAGUGGCGUUUACUACUUUUUUCGGUUCUCGGCCUAUUGCAGUCAGCUUCGGCAGAACGCAACUUCGUUGAUGGAAGGGGCCGUUAUCGUUCAGAUACGAGGCUUUCUAUCGAAGACCCUUACCGCGUCUAUAAACCUCUAAAUGAAGAACGACAACUGAAUGCACCAAAAGAUUUCGAUUAUCGAGCCAGAGAUGCUGAGUCGAUUGCAGCACGUGCACUACGUCGCUUUAAACAUCGUGAGCUUAUACUGACUGAUCGUCGAAGAACAAUUGAAGCAGAGACAUACAGAGUUCAUGCUCAAAGUGAUAGACGAGGGUUGAGAUCAAUAAAUGAAAAACAUGAUGAGGCUGCUCGAGUCGAUGAGCGUAGGAACCGUGUGGUAAACCGAGAACGGAACAUAGAUCAUCUAGAAAAAUCUAGAGAUUUACGUCGUGGCGUUACAUCAGGAAAUAGAGUUAAUACUGUAGAAACAAGGCAAUACGAUGACAUUACUCUGAAAAAAAUUGCAACGAAUUCACAAGAUAGAAGAGUUUUUAAUAGGCACACUGACACCGAUCACAAGGUAUCUGAAAGUAGAACUCGUCUUAUCGAUGUAAGGAAUGAUCGUGCUAUGCCUGAAAAAAGAUUUGUGAAUCGUGAAUUACUUCGAAGAACUAUUUACGAAGAGCCCGAACGUAGAGAAGUUAGACCAUUCGCAAGAACAUCUAUUGUUAUAAAAAAUAGAAUUAAUAAUGACGUACUGGGCACCAGACUAAGCUUAAAGAAUGAUAAUACACGAAAUAUGGAAAUUUCACGGUUAAACAUAUUUAGGCAACAUGUUCCAAGCUACGAUGUAACAAAAAUGGAAACCAGAACCGACUUUCAGCGAAAUAGUAUAAUUAGAGACAAUGAUGCGAAGAAUAACGUAAGAGGAAAACGUAGCAUUGAUUCUAGACUAGGACCGGCUAUACAUUUAUACUGUGAAAACUACGAAAGGAGGAACGUAAGAUUCGGAAGCAACGACGAAAAUGUUCGCCAAUGUAACUCUCGGAAGCUAUCUAAUGAAAAAAGGGUAAUAGAAGUUUGUCAUACUCGGAAUGAUCGAAACAACAGGCUUCUAGAUACGAGACGCGAUCCCACCUACAUAACAUUGACGCUGACCCAAGAAGAACAAUCCCGAAUGCCAUCUAAUAGAGGCAGAGUAAAUGAAAUUCAGCGCACUUCAAAUAUUCGCGAUAGCUCACAAAAUUUGAUCCGUGAAAAUAGUAUAACACGUGACCUUCGAAAUACUAAUGAUAAUCAAGGAGUGGCGAGUUUGGCCAGACGGGAAUCUUCGCUAACAAGACAGUCACCGAUAUAUAAAAGAUCUACGCCAGAAUCUAACGAUAAACAGCGAAAUAUAUAUAGAAGUGUUUCAAUUGAAGAACGAGUAGGGCGUCAGCGUCAUAUUAUAAGAAAUGCUCGAGAUGAAAGUACUAAUAUACGACGUGAAAUAGCUUUGUCUAAAGAGAGGCAGUAUUUGAUUUCAAAAAUACCAGCAACAAUGGAACUAAUUGGAAAUACUGACAACUUCCGUCGCGUUAGCUAUCGAAGAACUUAUUCCGAAGAUAGAGUACUAUAUGAAAUUCAAAAUACUAGGAAUACCCUCGAAGAAAACCUGCGAUAUACGAGACGUCUUUUAAAUAAAGAACGGUAUGCGCCGUCUCAAAAAAUACGAGACAUACAGACAACGGAAAAUACUCCUGAAAUCCACCAAGACAGAUUUCGACGUUUAUCUGCUGGGAAGAGAACAGAAAAUGAAAUCCAACGAGUUCGAAAUGCUCGUGAUGAAAGAAAUAUAAAUAGAAGAAUUAAUGACAUAGAAAAUGUACGCCAAGAAAGGUCUCGAAGUUCUAGAGAUGAAAGACUAGUUCGCGGACAAAGAAUAAUGAACGAUAUUAGACACAAUAGGCAAGCUGGCGAAAAACAAGCAACCAAUGCAAUUCGACGUACAAGUAAUAUUCGCGAAGAAAGUGUUACUAAUGAAAUUGUACAUGCUCGAAAUGUUCUAGGAAGGCUUCGUGAUAACAGAGAAAAUGUCCGACAAGAAAGACCUCGAAGUUCAGUAAGAGAUGAAAGACUAGUUCACGGACAAAGAACAAGGAACGCUAUUCGACAAAAUAGGCAAGUUAGCGAAAAACAAUCAACAAAUGCAAUUCGACGUACAAGAAAUGUUCGCGAAGAAAGUGUUACUAAUGAACAUGCAACUAAUGUACAUGCUCGAAAUGUUCAAGAAAAGCCUAAUGACAACAGAGAAAAUGUCCGUCAAGAAAGGCUUCGAAGUUCCGUAAGAGAUGAAAGACUAGUUCACGUACAAAGAACAUGGAACGAUAUUCGACACAAUAGGCAAGCUGACGAAAAACAAGUAACAAAAUCAAUUCGACGUACAAGUAAUGUUCGCGAAGAAAGUGUUUUAUAUGGAAUUGUACAUGUUCGAAAUGUUCAAGAAAGGCUAAGUUUGCAACGCUUAAAUCGUUUAACCAGAAAUAGCCAACAUACCAACCGACCUGCUAGUGAAAGAUCCAUGGAUGAUACUCGCCGAGAAACUUCACGUAGUUUAUCUACGGAAAAAAGAGAAGUCAAUGAAGUUCAACAAACUAGAAAUGUACGCGAAAAUAGAUUAAUGAAGACAAAUGAAAUGCAACGUAAUUCCUACACUCGUGACGUAAGAGAAACAAUUGACAUUCGAAUUAAUAGCGAUGUAUUAAGGGCAACAAACGAAAAUCGACGAACUAAAACUACUCGUCACGAGAUUCUACGCAAUCGCGAUACCCAGGUAGAAAGAGCAAGAAAUGAAGUUCAACGUUCUCGAAAUUUCCAGGAAGAAAGGCUUUCAAGUGCGCGACGUAUAAUGGUUGCGGCUCGACAAGGAUCCACAAAUGCUAAUAAAAUUCAACUCAACCGGUAUCGUAGCACAUCGUCAAGAGAAAAAGGAACUGAUAAACGCCAGUUUAAUAGAAAUGGCAACCAAGAAGAAUAUAUGCUAAGCGCAUCUCUGUUCAGAGAGGACAAACGUUCAAUGAUACAAUUUUCUACAGGCCCAAUACCAGUUAAAAGUACUGAAAUAGGAAGCACAUUUGUAUUGAAGUGGCAAUACUUAUUCUACAUGUUGCAAGGAAUUUACUUAUUCAGUCUGUUUAGAAAAAUGCCUAAAGAAAAUUCGGAAUUUAAAAAAAAUAGGGCUGCAGACUGGAUUACAAUGUUGGAAUUUCUAAAGAUUCACUAAGGACAUUUUACCUGAGAAGAUAAUAAUAUGGCAAUAUAGGCUCUGUAUAAUUGUGAUGUUAUGUAUUUAAAAUAUUUAUAAACCAUUUAGCAAAAAUAAAAACAUGUUACAGUAUAACAAUAUCUCAUUUUUAUUUAAUUUGUCAGUGGAUACAAUUACUAUAAGCAAUCAAAGUAUUCUAAAAACAAACACUAUACUUUUGUUACAACACUAAAGGUUCUACUGGAUAUUUUCAAUUACUCUUAAAAAAAGGAAGCAAACACAAGUAAUAGAAUACAGC
Molecule: messenger RNA, 3971 nt
Organism: Bicyclus anynana (squinting bush brown)
Lineage: Eukaryota; Metazoa; Arthropoda; Insecta; Lepidoptera; Nymphalidae
Exons: 2
Coding region: 440-3691 (1083 amino acids)
Source: RefSeq, a predicted model, not a curated record